Molecule: messenger RNA, 539 nt
Organism: Drosophila innubila
Lineage: Eukaryota; Metazoa; Arthropoda; Insecta; Diptera; Drosophilidae
Gene: BBIP1
Exons: 1
Coding region: 218-499 (93 amino acids)
Biological process (GO): receptor localization to non-motile cilium; cilium assembly
Cellular component (GO): BBSome
Source: RefSeq, a predicted model, not a curated record
UACGAAUGCAAGAACAAAGGGGAAAAAUCUAUAAUUCUUGAUUAUUCACCCAAAGGAAUAACAACAUAUUGGAUAUUCAACAAAAAUAGUUUGUCAAGCCUAUUAAUACCUUUCUCUGUGUGCUGUAUUGUGUCAUCGACGAUCGAUACAGGUGUGUGCAGUGCAAAUUCUACAAACUAGAUGUUUGCACAAAUGCUCGACCGGCAAUUAUGUUAGUAUGUCGACGACAGAGCGUGAACUGCUUAGAAACGUGAAUGAAAAAAUCGAAUUGAUUGAGCCCAGCACGGGAAAAUUGUUUUUCGAACACAAAACUGAGCUAGUGUUUGUGAAACCGCGAUUGAUGCCAUUAAAGUCUCAGGCUUUGCAGAGUCUCGAGGAAAUGCAUCGGGAAACUGCUCGACAGCUGCAAAAGAAACGCACAAAGCGCAAUAACAAUAACGAAAAUAACAACAAGGACAACAACAAGAACGCUGGUGAGGCACAAAUGGUUGCCGCUUAGGCUGCGGCCCACUCCCAAAUAAAUUUAGUACUUAGAAAAA